AUGCCUCCACCAGCUCAGUCCGUCUCCCCUCUGGCUCCGAUCGGAGUCAGCGCAGCCCUUGAAGCGGCCGCCAACCCGAAUUUCCAACCAAAGGCCAAGAUCUUUGACGAGUUCGCGCUGACUGACCGAGUGGGCAUCGUUUCGGGUGGGAAUAGGGGCUUGGGGCUCGAGAUGGCGCUGGCGUUGUGCGAAGCUGGCGCGCGCGCUGUUUACUGCUGGGAUCUCCCUGCUGAGCCCUCGGAUGAGUGGGUCAAGACUAGGGAUUAUGUUACGAAAUUAGGAAAUGGGUCGAGGUUGGAGUACGCGUCGAUUGAUGUGAGGGACCAGCAGGCCCAGUGGGAUAAGGCAAAGGAAAUAGGAGAUAAAGAGGGGCGGAUGGAUGUGUGCAUCGCUGCUGCUGGAAUACUGAAAACCCACACGGACUGUUUGACCUAUCCCGCUCAACAAUUCAAAGAUGUGUUGGACGUCAAUACUCAUGGAGUGUUGUUCACUGCCCAAGCUGCUGGACAACAGAUGCGCAGGUUUGGACACGGUGGGAGUAUCAUCCUUAUUGCCUCGAUGUCAGGCAGUAUCACAAACAAAGACCACGCAUGGGUGUCGUACAACUCCAGCAAAUCAGCGGUCCUGCAGAUGGCGCGCAGCAUGGCUUGUGAACUGGGACCGGAAAGAAUUCGAGUCAAUACAUUGUCCCCAGGACAUAUAUACACCUCAAUGACUGCCGCCUAUCUCGACGCUCAACCCCAUCUUCUGGAGAAAUGGUCCAGUCUGAAUCCCCUAGGGCGUAUCGGGCGUCCAGACGAACUUCGGGGUGUUAUAGCAUGGUUGGCCAGCGACGCUUCCACUUUCUGCACGGGUAGCGAGUACGUGUCCCGUUUUCCCUGA
This is a messenger RNA of Psilocybe cubensis, 882 nucleotides long. RefSeq lists its product as uncharacterized. Gene Ontology annotation, molecular function: oxidoreductase activity, acting on NAD(P)H, oxygen as acceptor. Lineage: Eukaryota; Fungi; Basidiomycota; Agaricomycetes; Agaricales; Agrocybaceae. Gene Ontology annotation, cellular component: intracellular anatomical structure. Bases 1 to 882 code for a protein of 293 amino acids. The record is from RefSeq and is a predicted model, not a curated record. The transcript is spliced from 4 exons.